AUGGCUCCGGCUCCAGUGGCCCAGGAAGCCGGAGGCCGACGUCGCCGCUGUCGCUGUACCAGCGCGGUACUCCUGGUUGCAACCCUGGCCCUGGCAGGAUGGCUGCCCUUAGCAGCCAUUGGCUUCCUCUUUCCGGGCCAAGAAGCAAGACCACAAGCAGGACGCCGUGAGGCAGUGCUUGCCGCGCUGGCAGCAACUGCAACUCCUCUCCUGCCAGGUCAGGCCAUGGCGGUUGAUGCUCCUGGUGCCACCGCUCCUGUCUUUGUGGAUAGCGCCAUCUUUGAGCGCUUGGAGCACUUCAAGGACAUCGGAGUUCCAGCAACAUUGCAGGAUCCCAUUGCACGUGCGGCAAUCGCAGACGGCACGUGCCGCUCUGUCGUGGCACCCGGAUCAGGUCCUUUCCCCCUGGAUGGCUACGAUUUCUGGCAUCACAACCCCGAACGCGUGGAUGCAGUUCUAAAGGCGCUUACACAGCUGCCUUCCACAUCACAGCCGUCGAAGUUUGUGAGGGCGGCUAAGAAGCAGUUGCCAAAUGCAUGCUUCUACGGUUUCCGAACGGAGACCAACAAGCUGGAGCUCUACCAGCCGACUGCAUUGGCCAAAACCCUUUCGAAUUGGCACAGGGUUCUCUGCGACCCUCAGUGCGAUGAUCCUGCAGAAGAGCCCCAGCAGCAGGCCCUCACCACUGGUUUCAUCUGCAUGGCUGUCUGCGACACCGCCAAGAUGAAGUUCACUGCUGCAGCCAUCAGUGCCCUCUCUGCAAGCACGGCAGCAACACAAUCAGUCACUAAAAGCAUGUGCGCGGCAAUGCCUUGGACUAUCACCAGGGGUCCACUCACACCACUGGAUGGCCUUAAGUCCUAUGAAGCGAUAGCCGGGGCAACGGUACCAUGGCGAAAGGUGUGUGGUUGCACGGCGUGA
Molecule: messenger RNA, 921 nt
Organism: Symbiodinium pilosum
Lineage: Eukaryota; Dinophyceae; Suessiales; Symbiodiniaceae
Source: the annotation of a GenBank genome assembly